AUGGCACGCUGGCUGCUGCCCGUGACGGCGAGUGUGGCGCUGCUGGCCGCCCUCCUGCCCGCGCCCGCUGUCGCGCUGCCCUGCGCCAUCUGCACGCUUGGCUGCCCGGAACUCAACUGCCCGCACGGGAUCGGCGUGCGCACCGGACCUUGCGACUGCUGCCCGCCCUGCGCGAUCGCCACGGGGCAGCCCUGCAAGCUGCCCUUCUCGUGCGCGCCCGGCCUGAUCUGCGCGCCACUCGGCGGCAAGAACAAGAACCAGAAGUUCUGCCUGCCGGCCGCCGGGUCGCGCCGACGCCGUUCCGGGUGGCUCUGA
Molecule: messenger RNA, 315 nt
Organism: Pollicipes pollicipes
Lineage: Eukaryota; Metazoa; Arthropoda; Thecostraca; Pollicipedomorpha; Pollicipedidae
Product: insulin-like growth factor-binding protein 1
Exons: 1
Coding region: 1-315 (104 amino acids)
Cellular component (GO): extracellular region
Source: RefSeq, a predicted model, not a curated record